ACCGGCACCGGGCCGGGCCCCGGGGGGACGCACCGGGCGGGGCGGGCACCCCCGGCUGGACAGCGGCUCCCCCAUGGCGGKGAUUCCCCGGUUGUCGGGGCUGUCGGGGUGGCUGAUUCGCUCCAGCUGCCGGGGGGACACCCCAAUCCUAUUCCAGCAUCCAUGGGRCAGCUCCAGGGUGCAGGGUUGGGGGUGUAAAGGACGAAAAAACCCAAACCCCCGACUUUCCCCCCAAAAAAAAAGCAGUUUCCAGCCCUGUCCCGUGCGAGGGGUGAGGCUGCCCGGUUGUGCUGCCAAACCAGGUGGGGAAAAGGCAGGAAAAGCCUCCCGGUGCUGCUGUGUCGGCCACCGAGGGGAGCUGAGCUCCGGCUGUCACCUGUCCCUGUCCCCCCGCCCUGUCCGCAGGGGCCACCGCGCCUACCUGAGCAGUGCCCCGCACUAUGACUUCCCCCGGUACCGGCAGCUGGUGCACGAGGUCACCGUGGCUUUCAGCGGCAUCUCCCGGGAGGUGCUGGACAUGGCCGGGCGCCUGCGGGACCCGCUCGGCCGCCCCGACCUGGCCCAGCACCUGGCCCGGCUCCAGGAGCGCGAGCAGGAGAAGCUGCAGCUGACGGCGCAGCUGCAGCUGGCCCGGCAGCAGGCGCAGGAGCAGCCCGAGGUGGACGCUCAUCAGCAGGAGGUGCGGCAGCUCAAGCACAGGCUAAUUAAAACCAUUGAGGCAAUCAGCGAAAUUCUCCAGGACCUUAAGUACGAUUCGGAAGAAGUUGAGUGAUGGGUGUCCCCGUGGGAACGGCUGCAGGGGCCGGCUGGUGGGACGGGGGCCCCGCUCGCCCCCCGCCCGCUCCCGGGGCACCUCGGCAGGGUGGGCAUCGUCCUCCCGGGCCCUCUCCGGGCUGCGAGGGSUGCACAAACCCCUCCUGGGACAAGCGGGGUGCCCCUAAAUCCUGAUCCCCUCAGCAGAGGGGUCUGGCCCGGGGCUGGGUCCCCUCCCCGGCCGUGCCAAAGGCAAACCCCACAACCUGCGGUGCCAAGGGGCCGCCGUGGUUUGUCCCCGUCUGGGUGGGCACUGUCCGUGCUGCCAGCUGGAGCCCCCCAGACCACCCCUCGGAGCCCGGCUGUGCCCCCAGCCCCGCAGCAGCUCCGSAGCUCCACCAGCCCUUUUUCUACGGUGAUCCCCAAUAAACGUGUCCCCCCAGA
This is a messenger RNA of Malurus melanocephalus (red-backed fairy wren), 1197 nucleotides long. RefSeq names its product required for excision 1-B domain containing (gene REX1BD). The transcript is spliced from 3 exons. The record is from RefSeq and is a predicted model, not a curated record. Bases 74 to 772 code for a protein of 232 amino acids. Lineage: Eukaryota; Metazoa; Chordata; Aves; Passeriformes; Maluridae.